This is a messenger RNA of Funneliformis caledonium, 223 nucleotides long. The record is from the annotation of a GenBank genome assembly. NCBI's taxonomy places the organism in Eukaryota, Fungi, Glomeromycota, Glomeromycetes, Glomerales, Glomeraceae.
AUGACUCAAAAUAGACCUUUUACAAAUUUCGCUUCCAUUAAUAAUGGCCGAAUACUUUGGACACGAUCUCCAAGAAUUAUUAAUCAAAGAGGAAGACGAAUUCAGUAUAGAAGACGACGUAAUGCAAAUGUUCAACUCAUCAAUAAUGAAGAAAUGUUGAAUCGGAUUGUAAAACUUCCUAUGCAAGCUACAAAUGAUCCAUGCAUAAAUGGAUUUUUCAAUG